Acanthisitta chloris (rifleman) is the source of this 3949-nucleotide messenger RNA. RefSeq names its product laminin subunit alpha-2-like. The record is from RefSeq and is a predicted model, not a curated record. The transcript has 26 exons. Lineage: Eukaryota; Metazoa; Chordata; Aves; Passeriformes; Acanthisittidae. The annotation marks the transcript as partial. Gene Ontology annotation, cellular component: basement membrane.
GGCUGUUUCCUGCAGUGCUGAACCUGGCUAGUAAUGCUCUCAUCACAACCAAUGCUACCUGUGGAGAAAAGGGACGGGAAAUGUACUGCAAACUCGUUGAACAUGUACCUGGACAGCCUGCAAGGAAUCCUCAGUGCCGUAUUUGUGAUUUAAGAAGCAAGGUUCCACAUCAACGACAUCCAAUAACAAAUGCAAUUGAUGGCAAGAACACUUGGUGGCAAAGCCCUAGUAUCCAGAAUGGAAUUGAAUAUCAUUAUGUGACCAUUACCUUGGACCUCCAACAGAUUUUCCAGAUUGCAUAUGUUAUUGUGAAAGCAGCUAACUCACCUCGUCCUGGGAACUGGAUUUUGGAGCGUUCGCUGGAUGGUGUAGACUACCAACCAUGGCAGUAUUAUGCUAUCACAGACAGUGAGUGCCUGACACGCUACAACAUUCAUCCCCGUCCUGGAACUCCAUCCUAUAUAAAAGAUGAUGAAGUCAUAUGCACUUCUUAUUACUCCAAAAUCCAUCCUCUGGAAAACGGAGAGAUUCACACUUCUCUAAUUAAUGGGCGGCCUAGUGCUGAUGAUCCUUCUCGUGAAUUGCUGGAAUUCACCUCUGCUCGCUUUAUUCGCCUGCGAUUCCAGAGGAUACGGACACUAAAUGCUGAUUUAAUGAUGUUUGCACACAAAGAUCCAACUGAAAUUGAUCCCAUUGUUACGAGGAGGUAUUACUAUUCUAUAAAAGACAUAUCUGUUGGAGGUAUGUGUAUAUGUUCAGGCCAUGCGAAGGCUUGUCCACUGGAUCCAAUGACCAAUAAAUCAGUCUGUCAGUGUGAGCACAACACAUGCGGAGAGACAUGUGAUCAGUGUUGUCCUGGUUUCCAUCAAAAGCCUUGGCAUGCUGGCACUUUCCUGCAUAAGCAUGAAUGUGAACCAUGCAACUGUCAUGGGAAGACUGAGGAGUGUUACUAUGAUCAGGAUGUUGCAGACAGAAAUCAGAGUCUGAAUAUCCAAGGAGAAUACAUUGGGGGUGGAGUGUGUGUGAAUUGUACAGACUUCACCAGUGGCAUAAACUGUGAGACCUGCAUUGAUGGAUACUUCAGACCUAAAGGGGUAUUGCCAGAUAGCCGAGAUCCAUGCCAGCCAUGUUCCUGUGAUCCAAAUGGCUCUUUAAAUGAUACUUGUGUUAAGGAUGAGAAACAUGCAGAAGGAGAUAUGUUGCCUGGUUUCUGUCACUGCAAGACUGGCUAUGGAGGAGAGAGCUGCAAUCAAUGUGCCUUGGGUUAUAAAGGAUAUCCCGAGUGCCUACCCUGCAACUGCUCACUGAAAGGCAGUGAGAAUGAUGACCCGUGCAUAGGUCCUUGCAUCUGCAAGGAACAUGUUGAAGGAGAAAACUGUGACCGUUGCAAACCAGGUUUCUUCAAUCUUCAGCAAAAUAAUCCUGAAGGCUGUGAGGAAUGUUUCUGCUCUGGGAAAACAAACAUCUGCACACACUCUCACCUUACCUACAGAAGUAUAGAAGACUUGAAUGGUUGGUAUCUGACAGACUUACCAGGUCUCAUCAGAGUUACCCCUAAGCAAAGAAGAUUUGAUGGGCAUCAGCAGAUUAGCAUCAGCAACGAGGCUGCACGAAAAGUACUGCCACAGACUUACUAUUGGAGUGCACCCAGUUCUUAUUUGGGCAACAAAGUAGCAGCUGCUGGAGGACAUCUGAAGUUUACAGUCUCCUAUGACUUCAAGGAAGAAGAAGAAACAGUUCAAUUGAUGGUUCAAUCUGAUGUCAUCAUAGAGGGAGGUGACUUGAGAAUCAGCACUCCAAAAGCUGGGAUUCACCUGCAGCCUUCUGAAGAGUACACUGAAGAAAUUGUGCUGAAACCAGAAUCUUUCUCAGUGCAUGGCACCGAUGUGCCAGUCAGGAGGAGGGAGUUCAUGACUAUCCUUGCAAAUGUGAAGAGGAUCCUCAUAAGAGCCACGUACAGCAAUGGGAUGAAUGCCAUCUACAGACUAAGAAGAGUUAUCAUGGAAGCUGCUGACCACACUUCAACGGGGAGAAGGGUGGCGUCUGCGGUGGAGUUGUGUAACUGUCCUCCAGGCUAUGAUGGUACCUCGUGUGAGUCUUGUUGGCCUCAACACAGGCGUGUGAAUGGCACGAUUUUUGGUGGAAUCUGUGCACCAUGUACAUGCUUUGGUCAUGCAGAGUCAUGUGAUGAUAUCACAGGAGAAUGCCUGGACUGCAAACACAACACAGGUGGUUCUUAUUGUGAUAGAUGCCUUCCUGGCUUUUAUGGUGAUCCUACUAAAGGGACAGCUGAAGAUUGUCAGUUGUGUGCUUGCCCCCUAAAUAUACCUUCUAACAACUUUAGCCCGACGUGCCAUUUUGACCGAAGUCGUGGAUUAAUAUGCGAUGCAUGCCCAGCUGGGUACGUGGGACCACGCUGUGAAAGGUGUGCAGAAGGCUAUUUUGGACAACCUCUAAUACCAGGGGGAUCAUGCCAGCCAUGCCAGUGUAAUAACAACCUUGACUUCUCCGUUCCUGGCAGCUGUGACAGCUUGUCUGGUGCUUGUCUGAUAUGUAAGCCAGGUACAACAGGCCAAUAUUGUGAGAGGUGUGCUGAUGGAUAUUUUGGCGAUGCUCUUGAUGCAAGGAACUGUCAACCAUGUCACUGUCACGUCAAUGGCUCCUUCUCAGACAUCUGUGACUCUCGCACAGGCCAGUGCAAGUGUAAAGCCAAUGUAAUCGGGCGCCGCUGCGACGUCUGCAAGCCUGAAACAUUUGGCUUACAGUCUACAAGAGGAUGUGUUCCUUGCAACUGCAACUCCUUUGGUUCCAAGUCCUUUGACUGUGAUGGAGAUGGACAGUGUUAUUGCCAGCCUGGGGUGACAGGAAAGAAAUGUGAUCGGUGUGCCCAUGGCUUUUACAACUUUGAAGAAGGAGGCUGUACUCCCUGCCAGUGUUCGCAUUUUGGUAAUAACUGUGAUCCUAUCAGUGGCCGAUGCAUCUGCCCUCCUAAUACUGUUGGAGAGAUGUGUGACAAAUGUGCACCAAAUUACUGGGGCCAUAACAUUGUCAGUGGCUGCAAGCCCUGUGACUGCAGCCCUGUUGGAACCCUAAGUUCUCAGUGUGACUUAAAUACAGGCUGUUGCUUCUGCCGUCCUGAAUUCUCUGGGGAUAAAUGCACUGAGUGCAGGUUGGGAUACUGGAAUUAUCCACAUUGUGUUGCUUGUCAGUGCUUCCUGUCUGGGACUAAUCCACAGAGCUGUGAUACAGAGGGGAAGUGCUCAUGCAUUGAUCAUACCGGCCAAUGCAGCUGCAAGGUUAAUGUGGAAGGUGUCCACUGUGACAGGUGCAAGUCUAGUACAUUUGGUCUCUCUGCCAGAAACCCACUUGGCUGUAGCUCUUGCUAUUGCUUUGGCCUGACUACACAGUGCAGUGAGGCAAGGGGGCUGAUCCGCAUGUGGGUGACCUUGAAGCCAGAGCAAAUGAUUCUGCCUCUGGUGGAUGAAAAGCUUCAGCGCAGCACUCUGUCGGGGAUUGCAUUCCAGCCUCCUGAAAUAGUAGCAAAUAUAGAACAGGUGAUGCAGGAUCUUCGGUCAGAACCUGUUUACUGGAGACUUCCAGAGCAGUUUGAGGGACGAAAGCUGACCGCUUAUGGAGGGAAACUGAAAUAUGCUAUCUACUUUGAAGCACGAGAAGAGACAGGUUUUACCACUUACUACCCUCAAGUCAUCAUAAGAGGUGGGCCUCCCACCCACACAAGAAUUAUUGUCCGGCACAUGGCUGCCCCUCUGAUUGGGCAGCUGACAAGGCAUGAGAUAGAGAUGACAGAGGCAGAUUUCACCUGGAAACAUUAUGCAGAUGACUCAAGACCAAGUAGAGUUGUAUCCCGGGAAGACUUCAUGAAUGUGUUAUAUGAUGUUCAUUACAUUCUUAUUAAGGCGACUCAUGGCAAUAUCAUGAGGCAGAGCAG